Olea europaea var. sylvestris is the source of this 1425-nucleotide messenger RNA. RefSeq lists its product as uncharacterized. The transcript has 5 exons. Gene Ontology annotation, molecular function: zinc ion binding. The record is from RefSeq and is a predicted model, not a curated record. NCBI's taxonomy places the organism in Eukaryota, Viridiplantae, Streptophyta, Magnoliopsida, Lamiales, Oleaceae. The coding region runs from base 1 to 1425 and encodes 474 amino acids.
AUGGGUCACGUUUGUGACACUGAAGUCACAGUUGUGUCUAUCACGGAUGCUAGAGAGGUAGAAGAAGGAAGGGUGUUUCGUGAUAAAGAUGUUUUGAAAAUGAGCCUAUCAUUUUUUGCUAUACAGAACAUGUUUGAGUUUAUGGUUGGAUGGUCCGACAAGAGAGAAUAUAUUGUGAGGUGUUCGAAUGUAUUGGGAUCACAUAGACAAGUGUCAUCUAAGGUUGUGUCAUCUACAAUUAAGUACAAGUACACAUUGUCCCGUACUAUAUAUACACCAAAGGACAUAUGCAGUGACAUGUUGAAUACUUUUAGGGUUUAUUUGAGUUAUAUGAAAGCUUGGAGAUCUCGCAAGCAAACUUUGAAAAUGAUUAGGGGUGAUCCAACCAAGUCAUUUGGUAAAUUGCCAAAAUUCUUCUACAUGCUCCGACAGAAAAAUCCUGGUACGAUCACAGAAAUAGAGGUUGGUAGUCACAGUAAGUUCAAAUAUUGUUUUAUGACACUAGGAGCAUCAAUACGGGGAUGGGAGCAUUGUAGACCGGUGAUUGUUGUUGGUGGUACAUACUUGAAUGGUAAAUAUGGAGGUACCCUUUUCAUAGCAUAUACACAAGAUACAAAUAAUAGCAUAUUCGUUCUUACUUUUGGAAUUGGAGACAAUGAGAAUAACAAAUCUUGGGGAUGGUUUUUCGAUGAGUUGAAGAAGGCGUGUGGAAACAGAGAAGGGCUGUGUUUUGUGUCGGACCGUCACCCAAGUAUAAAGAAUGUGAUAGAACAUGUGUAUUCGAGAGCCUAUCACGGUAUUUGUUCUUAUCAUUUGCUGCAAAAUAUAAAAUCAUAUUAUAGAAAGUUAGACCAAAACAUUACACAAGCAUUUAAUUCGACUAUCCGUGCUUACACACUGGAAGAAUAUGAUUAUAACUUGUCUCUGCUGACAACGAUGAAUGAGAAUAUUAUUUCGUACAUGGCUCGUGUCGGACCUGAAAAGUGGUCACAAAUACAUAUACCAACAAACAAAUAUUCUACAAUGACAUCAAACAUUGUGGAAUCGGUCAACACGGUCACGAAGGCAGUCAAAAAUUACCCUAUUCUAUCUGUAAAUGGAACAAAUUUGUGUAACCCAAUAUCUAAAUCUGUGACCUAUGUAUCUCCUUCAAACCAGAUAAUAUUUUCUAUCAGCAAUAAAAGAUCAAUGUUUGUCGUCGAUAUUGAGCAACAAACGUGCACUUGCAGGAUUCUACAAGUUGAUUUGUUACUGUGUCCACACGCUUUGGCUAUAAUUGUAAACACAAGAAGAGAUCCAUAUGAUUACUGUUUUUAUUAUUACACAAAAAAUGCGCGCGUACCAAGAUUCUGUAUAUCCCGUUGGAAAUCAAGAGGAAUGGACAGUGCCGAAAAAAGUACAACCAGAAAUAGUGUUACCUCUUAA